AUGGGUAAGAUUAUUGGAGUAGUGAAUGCAGUCUGGGCAAAAACUGGCCCACGGAUCUUCGUUCAUAAUAUUGGACAUGGUACGUUUCUCCUCAGAGUUACAAUCCCAAGAACUCGUGAGGUACUAUUAUCCCGCACCUGCUGGAAUAUUGGUGGGCUUCCUAUGUUUGUGGCCCCAUGGUCACCGGAUUACUCUCCAGAUGAACCUCCUCUCACCAGUGCCAUUGUGCCAGUGGAGAUGAGAAAUGUGCCUUACCUGCUUUUCAACCAAGAGAGCUUGAGUCGCCUAGCCACAUCUAUUGGUAAACCGGAUUCUCUAGCACCGGAAACAAAACGUAAGGAAAAUUUCGAAGUGGCAAAAUUGUAUGUUAGGGUCGAUCUUACAACUCCACUGCCAAGCAAGAUAGUGUCGGGUUUUUCUAAUGGUAAGGAAGUUGAGAUUGCUGUAACAUACCCCUGGCUGCCUGUAAAAUGUGACCUUUGUAAGAAGUUUGGCCACCCCUCGGUUAGAUGUGACGCUGUAGCUCCCGAAAGAUCUUCAAGGAAAAUGGGUGUUAGAAAAAUUUCUGUGGAAUCGUCCAGGAGACGAUCUCAGUCAAGGUCGGGCCUUUCUACUGACAAAAAGGUGAAGCAGGGGACGCUUCGAUAUAUACCAGUAGUUCAAGACUCUAUGGAAGCAUCUAAGGAGGCUGAUUCUUCUCUAUUUCUUGAGAAUGGUGGCCUAGUUAUCAGCACGGCUUAG
Brassica oleracea var. oleracea is the source of this 741-nucleotide messenger RNA. RefSeq lists its product as uncharacterized. Bases 1 to 741 code for a protein of 246 amino acids. The record is from RefSeq and is a predicted model, not a curated record. Lineage: Eukaryota; Viridiplantae; Streptophyta; Magnoliopsida; Brassicales; Brassicaceae. The transcript has a single exon.